Polychytrium aggregatum is the source of this 3674-nucleotide messenger RNA. RefSeq lists its product as uncharacterized. The transcript has a single exon. The record is from RefSeq and is a predicted model, not a curated record. Gene Ontology annotation, molecular function: RNA binding. Gene Ontology annotation, cellular component: ribonucleoprotein granule; mitochondrial matrix. The coding region runs from base 266 to 3358 and encodes 1030 amino acids. Lineage: Eukaryota; Fungi; Chytridiomycota; Chytridiomycetes; Polychytriales. Gene Ontology annotation, biological process: mitochondrial RNA processing; regulation of mitochondrial mRNA stability.
GUGUCGAUGAUUCCGCGAUGGCCGUCACCAACUGUUCCUCAUCGACCUCAGGUCUCUCUGCCCCCCUUUCCUCCUUUUGCAAGCUCAUCCUCCGUUGCUCGCGUUCUCUGUUGUUGCCUUCUUGCGAUUGUGGUUCUUGCAUGAAGUCUCAUUGGUCGAAGCCUUCCGCGCCUGUGCAGCCGCGUCAUCCUGACGGGCGGAUGAAAAAACAAAACUGGGGCAGUGGCGGCGUUCUCUCCCUGAUCUGGUUGAUCGCACCGUCACCAUGCUGCUCUGGCACCGAUCGGCCUUGAGCCGUCUGGUUCAUCUCAGCUGGUGCUCAACACCUUUCUGGGCAUAUCCCUUUGCGCUCGACCCCUCCUCGCUGGUUCUCCAUUUUCGGCCCUUGAUCCGCACAACCCAUUCCCAUUACUCAACCAUCUCCAGGCGAUCUCCAGGAAACUCAGUUUCGAGCCCCACCGAUAUUCCGCAUCUGCCACCAUCCCAUAAUAACAAUCGAUUUCUCAGCCUUGAUACUACGUCUUUCAUCUCUCAGGCUCGUCAAACUCUUACAUCUUACGCUGAGCACACCCGAGCCCCCAAAGCGAAUCGCCGCCCACAAAUCCUCACCCGUUCACCGAAUCCACCAAGCUCCGCUGCUGACCAGGGUGUCGAUAUGCCCUCCCAUGCGAUGUCAUCAACUCCCACGUUUCCGGCGAGACCAGGAUCGCCUCCGGAAAUCGGCUUGUCGCUUGGCGAAACCCCAUCAGACCGUCACCUCACACCGCAAGGCGACAUCUUGCUCCUCAGAGAUCUUGACGCCGCCCUUUGCGCUCGACUUCCGGAUAUUCAGCCCGAUCAAGUUGCGCAAUUGGCUCGGCUUUUCUUACAAACAAGGUUUCGGCCCGAGAGGUUUCUCGAUGCGCUCUCUUCUCGCUCUCCCUCCCAUCCUUUGUUUUCGGCACAACGGCUAUCGCCUCUCUCAGUCACAGGCAUCGUCAGUCUCCUCGCACAUAGCCGGAAAUCCUCUCCUGAUCUGAUCAGCCAUCUUGGGUCUAUCUGUGCCUCAACAAUCGAUGAUCUUUCUCCGGAAGAUCUUGCACAUAUCGCCAAUGCAUUUUCAAAGCUGGUUGACCCAGUCCCAGAGCUAUUCGUCGCAAUCGCCGAGUCCACCCACGCUCGAGGCUCCGCCUUCAACGGCAAGCAGAUUGCAUUGAUCGUCCAUUCAUUCACCAAACACAACUAUGGCCCCAUAGUGACGAAUAUCGACUUUCAGGAUUCUGUCCCGAUCGCCGAUCGCUUGAAAGAUGUUAAACGUCGAGUGGUAUCGGAGCUAUUGCAGCCCUCGGUACUGGAUGGACACCUUCCGAUAGCACACGAGUCAGGAUCACUCUCAAUCUUCCCUGGCUCAGUUCUCAAGGCCUUGAUCCCUCAGAUUAUCAUCCAGACGCAUCUCCUCAACCAUCACCAGCUAUCACUAAUCGCCUAUUCGUAUGCACACUUGAACACUUACGAUCAUCAGCUCUUUGAAGCCCUUACCCAACAGUCCCUUCAAAGCAUUUCUACCUUUUCUCCUCAGAGUUUGGCCACAAUGGCUAAUGCCCUAUCCAUAACCAAGAAUACGCAAACAGUGCUUCUGGAUGCGAUUACGCAUAGCGCCACGUCCCUGAUAUCAAAGUUCAAGCCUUUGGAGCUCUCCAUGCUCACGAAUUCACUCGCCUCUUUACGCCAUAGCUCUCCAGAGUUCAUAUCAGUGGCCGAAGAGUAUAUCCUCAACAAUCUCACGCAAUGCAAUUCACACGUGCUUAUGAACAUGGUGAAUAGCUUGGGGCUCUUGGGACUCUUCCGUCCUCAGUUUUACCAGAAAACUGCCGAGGAAUUUGAAAGAAGAGUGGGAACCCUAACGAUGCAUCAACACCAGCAAUUGCUUUCUUCGUUUGUAUCUGCCAAAUUCAGAUACCCACCGCUUUUCGAUGCCGUCGCAGCUUCCUCCCUUUCUCGUCUCAGAAAGCUUGUUCAAAUCAGCUCAGGAUCUGGAAACGUUGCCGAACUCAAAGCCCUCGUUGCCAUUUUUCAUAAUUUCGCAGCGCUAAACUACCGCCCUGUGAACUGUUUGACCGAGUUUUAUAUCCUGAUGCAAAAGGGCCUUCCCCAUCUCGAUGGGCCGGCUCUGGCUCGUUUUAUCGAAGUCUGCAAGAUCCACGGCUCCUAUCCGCCGCACGUUAUGAACGAAUGUCUGUCUAUCGUAUCGCUUCGACUACCAAAGACCAAACCAAGUGAUACCGUUCGAUUGGUCAAGGCCCUCGAUCGAGUCUCGACUGUAGAUUUGCCCACACGUCUCUCCCUCGUCAACCGUGUAACGACUGUCCACCAUGUGCUUAGCCCCUCGGAUUUGUGCUCGGUGAUCCAAGUAUUUGGCAACAAUCGCUAUCCAGCUCAAAACCUCGCCCGCCUGGCCGACUCCAUUGUUUCCGAUGACUGUAACUCGCUCUCGGUAUCCGCUCUCGUGGAUUUCUUCUCAGGAUGCAUGCAAUUAAAGGUGACGCCCGCCAAGUCGGCUGCUGCCCUCGAUUCCAGAGCCAUCGACAACUUUCCUCCCGCCAAGCUCGUGAUUUUACUGCACUCCCUCCGAAACGUCCCAAGUCUGCCAUCACCAUUGCUGCAGCGAGCCACAGAUUUGCUUUGUCCGUUAAUAUCGUCCAUGCCCGAGCCGGGUUUGGUUCGGCUCAUUCAAUUCUAUUCGCUACACCUACCUCCAGACAGACCCGAAGUCAUUGACGAUUUAGUACGAGCAGUUUGUCCCCGAGCACCAGACAUGAGUCCUCAAAAUAUCUCACUGACGGCAAACGCCCUCUCAAAGCAUCCCGAAGCGUUUUCAGAGUUCUUUAGCGCUCUUGUAUCGGCCUGCACGAUCGAAAAACUCGCAGCGUUUUCGAAUGUAGAACUUGCUGUGUUGGCACAUGCUCUCGGCAAAGUCCGUCUCCGAGACCAACAACUCAUGGACCGGGUUGCGCAAACUGCCCUCUGUCACGAGCGCAGGUUUGAUCCAAUUCAAAUUGCUCAAAUCACCUAUGCUUUUUCAAUUCUUGGGAUCUCCUCUGGUCCUUUGUAUUCAUCCUUGGCCACUCAAGCUCAAUUGAGGCUUGACGAGUUCAAGCCCUCGGAGUUUGCUGUGGUCGUUCGUGCUUUCCAUCAAGCGCACAUAGCUCAGACCGAGUUGUGGAGAGGCGUUUGCCACUAUAUCGUUAGCAGGUUUGCGGACUUGAAUCAUGUUGAAAUCUCGAUUCUCCGACGUGUAUUCGAGGGCUUCGAAUCAAGCGAUGCCUCGAUCGCGGAUGGCCUUGCACAAGUCAAAUCGCUCCUUCUGCUCAAUGUAUAGAGACCAAUCGAAACCAAAGGCCUUGCUCCAACGACAUUGGCCUUCUGUUGUGCCUUACAAGGACGCACACCCGUCUGAUGCUCAAAGGCAACCCUGCCCAAAGCGACCUCAAUUCACGGCUCUCCACUCCGUGAUGCUUUAGCCAAAGUCGCAGUUUGCACAAAUACGGUCUCCAUUUUCCACACUUGUCAGAACAUCGCCAUCUAUUGCUUCCCAAGCUCAGCGACCGCCACAAAGUUGCUACAGGCCACAAUCAAGAUUAGCGCUGUACUGAAUCUCUUGUAAGUCGUGCGUAUGCCAUGAGUAAAAUAUUGCA